This is a messenger RNA of Alternaria incomplexa, 1449 nucleotides long. RefSeq lists its product as uncharacterized. The coding region runs from base 1 to 1449 and encodes 482 amino acids. The transcript is spliced from 3 exons. The record is from RefSeq and is a predicted model, not a curated record. NCBI's taxonomy places the organism in Eukaryota, Fungi, Ascomycota, Dothideomycetes, Pleosporales, Pleosporaceae.
AUGGCUUCAGAUAUCGACUACCGGCGCGAUCAUGCCUUCAGCUACGCACUCUACGGCAUUCAAUCACCACCCAAGGACGAUCACGUCUUGCUCCGAGUACAACAUUGGAGCUCAUCAGCAGACCGGACAGAACGCAAAGUCGGCAAUGCCGCGAAUACAUUGCACGAAGAAGAAGACAUUACUUCUGCUAACCACGAGGAAGAUCUAGGUCUCUGGGUCGGGCUCCGGCCAGCUAGAGGUGGUGUCCUACGCCAACACGAUCCCGAACCCGUCGGCGACGACACCGAGACACAGACAGCCCUUGCCGAGAUUAAGGGCAGGAUCAAGAAGACUAAAAACAUGACAUCCAGAUCAGUCGACUCCCUUUCAGAGUUGAGCGCUCUUCCAAUCUGGCCGCUAGAGGCCGACAUGACGAGAGUUGUGGUCAAAUACAACACCAAGCGUGCCGACAAGAAACUGACGUACUUUGAGCUCGUCAAUCGCGAUCCGGUGACAAAGCUAUGCGUAGCACGAACCGUAAAUGCUGCUGAUUGCUUCUUCUUCCAUGCGUACCGGGAUGACUCUGUGUCUACCUACGGUGGCCGAGCGAAAGGCUGGGGACACGUCAUCAGAGACUACAUGACUGCGGGCAUGAACGUCCCGUUGGAUGUCAUCGCUAUGAUCAACCGCUUUGCCGUCGCGGCAGAGGAGUGGAUGCUUGAUGAGAUCGCACGCGCCAUCACAGAGACAGACGAAGAGAUAAGAAGUGCGACCGUACCGCAGGUCAUCGCCAUCUAUCGCCUUCUGGAUAUCAACGCUACAUUCAAAGAAGCCGACGCCCAAGAGGCUCACCUCUGGAUGACGAACAUGUUCCCGAACUUGAUGGCAACGGGUACUCUCACAUCACAGAACUUGCUUAAGUACGCGGCCGACUUGCGCCGGAGCCAGACCUUCCAAACCUACAGCGAUCUCCGAGACGGCUUAGGCGUAUAUCUGCUCGAAGUCGUGCUUUGUGCAGGUAGUCAGCCGAUCGCUGGGAGCAUUGUCAAUACCUGGGAAGAGCGGAGUGCACUUCGGCGCUUGUUCACUGACGAGAAUGCCUUGCCACCGUCAUCACAUAUCAGGGAAGCGCCUGAAGACCUACGCUCAUGGCUCCGGAACCAUCUUGAACUGGUAGACUUCAUGGUCGAUAUACACGGCAACAUACCAGUGGCAGUCAUGCAACGCUACGGCGCUGCCGUCUACAAUGCCAAUGUGGUACAGCUAUUGGGAAACAUAUCACAGCCAGCCCGUGACGAGCCCGCCAAACACUUGAUCAUACAAGCGGUCCAGUAUGCAGCAAAAGAGAUCAUGGCGAAGUGCAAUGGGGUCAUCACGAAGAUGGAGCCGUACAUGGAGGAGCUGAAGUCGGCCAUCAAGAGUCUUGUGGAGGAGCAGAGUGACGACGAGGACAUGAUGGAAGAGGACUAG